AUGAGGUUACUUGGGACCAGCAUGCUUACUGCAUUUUUCAUCUGUAGCUUGUUCAGUACUAUCAAUGGACAGUUGGCUGCGAUGACAAUCGAUCUUGGAACUCAAUUUCUGAAAAUAGGAAUUGUGAAACCAGGAAUUCCAAUGGAUAUCGCACUCAACACAGAAUCACGGAGAAAAACACCGAAUGUUGUAAUGAUUCAAGACGGACACAGAACGUUUGCAGAUGCCGCAAUCGGCAUGCAAGUUCGUUAUCCCCAUCUUGUACAUGGACAAUUGAAUGAUUUGGUCGCUAAAUCUUCCGAACAUCCGUCUUUUGAGCUUUUCAAAAAGAGAAAUACGUUUUUCGAGAUUGACGAUUCACCUAGAAAUGCUUCUUCUGUUAAUUUCAAGCUUGGAGGAGAAAGCUAUUCUGUCGAAGCACUUACUGCCAUGAUCUUGGCAAAUGCAAAGAAGUUUACCGAGGAAUAUGCACAAGUUGUCGAAAUCAAAGAUGUCGUUAUCACCGUCCCGGUUUACUUCACACCUGCUGAGAGAUUGGCUGUUGAACGUGCUGCUCAAAUGGCUGGAUUCACAGUUCUUCAAUUGAUCAACGAUGGUACAGCUGCAGCAUUGAGUCAUGGUAUCUUCAGAAGAAAGGAAAUAACAGAAAAACCACAGAGACUGAUGAUCUACGAUAUGGGGGCAGCAAAGACGACAGCUACAAUCGUGGAAUUUAAACUUGUCAAGGAAAAGUAUGAGAAGGAGCCGAAGAUGACAGUUCUCGGAGUUGGAUAUGAUAGAACAUUGGGAGGAAUCGAGAUGACAAACCGAUUAAGAGAUCAUCUUGUUGAGUUGUUCGAGAAAACCUAUAAACCAAAAACCAAAGUUAAUACAAAUAAAAGAGCUUUGACAAAGUUCAAUAAGGAAGCUGAACGUCUGAAGCAAGUUCUGUCAGCCAACGCCGAACACUUCGCCCAAAUUGAGAGUGCUCAUGAAGACAUUGAUGCCAAACUGAAGGUUACUCGUGAAGACUUUAACCGUCUCAUCUCGGACUUGGAAUCUCGAUUCGGAGAACCAAUCGAACAAGCUUUGAGAAUGGCACAGAUCCCGAUCGAAGAUAUUGAUCAAUUCGUCUUGAUGGGCGCUGGAACAAGGGUACCGAAAGUACAGGAGAUUGUGCAGAAAACAAUAGGAACGAAAGAAAUUGGAAAGUUCCUGAACACCGAUGAGGCCGUUGCAAUGGGUGCUCUUUUCCAAGCUGCUCACCUCAGCAAAGGAUUCAAGGUCAAGCCAUUCAAUGUUGAAGAAAAAGUUUUGUUCCCAGUAGAAGUUCAUUUUGUCAGCAAAGUGAAGGACGAGAAGACCGAAGAGAUUCUGGGAGAGAAGAAUGUUGUCAAAACAUUGUUUGCUGCUAACUCUAUCUACCCAACCAAUCCAAAAACGAUAUCAUUGACUUCGUAUUCGGACGACUUCACUAUUGCUUUGAAAUAUGCAAAAAUUGAAAGUCUAACAAAAAAGCAGGUCCAAGAAAUAGGAAGCUUGCUUGACAAUUUGAUUGACGUCGAGAUCAGCGGACUUACGGAAGCAAUGAAGAAUCGAUCAAGCGAGGAAUCAGAAUUCAAAGGAGUCAAAGUUAGCUUCCUUAUUGAUGCUUCUGGAAUUGUAAGAGUUCGUAGAGCAGAGGCUUUGUACGAACCUAAAUCUGGAAUCGUUGGAUCUAUCGCCAGUACGAUCAGUGGAUUGUUUUCAUCGAAGACCGAAGAGGGAGAGCCAACUACAGACGAAGCAGCUGGAACCGCAGCAAAUGAUGAAAAACUUGAAGAAAGAGAGCCAUCUAAGACUCAAGAGGCAACACCAAAACCAGAACCUUCUGUAAACGCAACUUCAAACGAAACCACAAAAGCAAAUGGAACUGAUGAUUCUGCCACCACAGGAAACAAAACCGAAGUAAAAGAGAAGAAAAAGGAACUUCCUUCUAUUGUCAGACUUCGUAUCAUCAACAAAUAUCCAUCAGCUUAUGUCCCGAAUCGUUAUGACGUUGAGGAGGAAAAACGUCGAAUGGUAGCUUUUGCUGAAAAAGAGCGUCUAGCAGAUGAAAGAGCAGCUGCCGAAAACGAGUUGGAGUCAUUCAGUUUCGAAUGCUCUCAAUAUUUGGAAGAAAGCGAUUUCACCGAUUACACUUCAGACGAAGAAAAGCUGAAACUGGAGGAAUCUGUGAAGAGAAUUCGUCUCUGGCUUGAGGACGACGUAACGAAAGACACUCCAACUAAAGAAUUUACGGAUAACUUGCUCGAGUUGAAAAACAUUGUAAGAACUGUCAAGAAAAGGCAAGAGCAUGACAAAGCAGUGCCAGAGAAAAUGAAAAGCUUGCAAUCUCUUCUCGAAACUACUUUAUCUUUAACAACUCUUGGAAACAAUGUGGAUGAAGAGAAAGCUCUAUUCAAAAAGGAAGAUCGCGAUGCUUUGAGAACUAAACUUGAUAAGUUGAAAGUAUGGGUUGAAGAUGUUCAGAAGCAUUUUGAUACAAAGAAGAAAGCUGAUGAUUUCAACUUCACUGGAAAAGAUAUUGACUCAAAGAUAAAAAGCUUGAAUCGCGAAGUGGAUCGAUUCAUGAAGAAAAUGAAGAAAAUCACAACUUUAGAUGAUUUGGGAAAAGAUGGCAAAAUCAACAUCGAUGACAUUGCUGCUGAAGCGGAAAAGAAGAGGUCUUCGAAGGAAAAAACCAAGAAGAGCGAAAAGGUUGAAGAGAGUAACGCGGAGACAGAGGCUAAACAGAAGACAGAGCUUUAA
Molecule: messenger RNA, 2769 nt
Organism: Caenorhabditis remanei
Lineage: Eukaryota; Metazoa; Nematoda; Chromadorea; Rhabditida; Rhabditidae
Exons: 7
Coding region: 1-2769 (922 amino acids)
Biological process (GO): cellular response to hypoxia; negative regulation of hypoxia-induced intrinsic apoptotic signaling pathway; endoplasmic reticulum unfolded protein response
Cellular component (GO): endoplasmic reticulum chaperone complex
Molecular function (GO): ATP-dependent protein folding chaperone; ATP binding
Source: RefSeq, a predicted model, not a curated record